Messenger RNA from Penicillium waksmanii, 342 nucleotides. RefSeq lists its product as uncharacterized. NCBI's taxonomy places the organism in Eukaryota, Fungi, Ascomycota, Eurotiomycetes, Eurotiales, Aspergillaceae. Bases 1 to 342 code for a protein of 113 amino acids. The transcript has 2 exons. Gene Ontology annotation, molecular function: heme binding; monooxygenase activity; oxidoreductase activity, acting on paired donors, with incorporation or reduction of molecular oxygen. The record is from RefSeq and is a predicted model, not a curated record.
AUGCCAUUCUCUCAGACACUGGUCAGCGAAACGAACUUCUUCGUCUUGAAUGACCCUAAUAUCUUUCCCGACCCUGAGGUCUUCGAGCCUGAAAGAUGGAUGCGCGCUACAGCCAAGGGUGAACGACUUGACCGCUACUUGGUAAAUUUCUCCGAAAGGCUCGCGAAUCUUCUGGCCUACGCCGAGCUGUUUAUGACAAUCGCAACGCUUGUUCGAAGUUUUGAUUUGGAGAUAGAUGAGAAUUCGAAGAAGCAUCUCAUGUUUGUGCGAGACUAUGGGACUCCAUACCCUGAUGAGGGUGUUCUCAGCCUGCCUGUUAAAGUUACGGCCAGUAUUGAUUGA